This is a messenger RNA of Suillus subalutaceus, 1808 nucleotides long. RefSeq lists its product as uncharacterized. The transcript has 5 exons. NCBI's taxonomy places the organism in Eukaryota, Fungi, Basidiomycota, Agaricomycetes, Boletales, Suillaceae. Gene Ontology annotation, molecular function: protein binding. The record is from RefSeq and is a predicted model, not a curated record. The coding region runs from base 1 to 1353 and encodes 450 amino acids.
AUGAGAUCUGUCCAAGGGGGCAGCGACCGGGGAUUCAAAUUGUUGCUUACCUCUCUUGACGAAAACGUCAUCCCCACCGAAGACGAAGUCAGAAAAGCGGUUAUCGAGCUGAAAAAAGGCAACCCUGCCUCUGGCGUCGCCAAAGUCCACAGCUUCUUACUUGACGCAAAUCCAUCAUGGACGGUCAGCGAAAAACGCGUCCGAAAGAUCUUGCAGAGUGAAGGACUCGUCAGAUCGGACGCUGGGACGCCUAAUAGUACAAUCAACACCAUCCAUCCAUCUUUUCGCCUCAAUCAAAGCCUUGAUGUCAACAAGUGGACCAGUAGGGUGGAAGUCAAGUACUUUGACGCGAUCAAGGGCAAGGGUCUCGUCGCUAAAGAGAAUAUAGUAAAAGGGGAUGUUUUAUGGAAAGAGGAUCCCUUCAUCCUGGCCCCAGAAUGGGAGAUCUAUGAUCUCCAGCACGCAUCCGAGGCAUGCUCCCUCUGCUCGUCCAUCAUCCGCGAUCAUUCCCCGUUGCAUAUAUCCUGCGAGGCCUCCACAACCGCAACUCCCUGCACAGCGAGAUACUGCAAUAGGCUCUGUCGUCUACAGGCAGAAAAAGUGCACCCUCUCCUAUGUUCCGCGCGUAAUCCCGCGUCUGUACCACUCCUUGCCUUCACCAGAGAUGCACAAUGGAUGGCCCUGCAUGCUCUCGCGCAGUGUACCAGCCGACUUUUACUGGCUUCUCAGCAAGAUGCUGCGACGUUCGACCUGGACUGGGAUGUAGUCCAGGGCCUCGCUGAGCUUGGGAUGGAAGAACGUGCUCAGUGUCUUCGCGAGCAGGGAUUGGAGCCCGAUCGCCAAAAUUGGCGGAGAGCCUUUGAGUUGUACUUGCAAGCAUUCAAAGAGCCUCGGACACCUGGAGAACAGAAAAAACUAGCGCGCGUCUUGAAAAAGCCAAUUCCCGAAGAGCUACAGAAAUUUACUUUCGAAUAUCAGGCCUUCUUACGUGGCUUGGGCCGCAUGAGUCUCAAUCUGGAGGCCCAUGGUGGACUGUACAGACUACACUCUCACCUUAACCACGGUUGCACUCCCAACGUCUCCGUAAGGCACUUGGACCAGCGCACUGCGCUCUCGCGCAUCACAGUGAUCGCAAAAGAGGAUUUCGAAAUAGGACAAGAGCUCCUAAUCACAUACACUAACCCCCAGAGCAGUCUCAGGGAUCGACGUCGGAGAUUGUCGGAGUGGGGAUUCGGACCUUGCCGGUGUGAGCGCUGUGUUACCGAAGAGAAGGUUUGGAAGGAAUCGGAUAGCAACACCCAGGAAGCAGACGAUCUCGCAGAUCAGCUCAAAGCCGGCCUAGGAGUGUUAUAGGAUGUGUUCAUUGAAUGAUCAGCGAUUAGGAUUAAUUUCCGUUAAGCAAGUGUCCGUGGUCCCCGUGCUGUUUUGUAGGCAUGCUAACAUAAUCCCCACGAUCUGGCUCCAUUCAAGCUUCAAGAUUUGGAUCUGACGAAAUUCAUCGGGACAUAUCACCAUCAGAAUAAAUACGGUAAGCUCGUGCGGCGCAAUAUAUUUUGUCACCGGGGGUAUAUUUCAUUCAGAUCAGUGACUAUAUCCUCACGUGUGGCCUGACAGUCAAUUCAAUUCGAUCUCAUCAUUUCAGGAAACUACCGGGGUGACAUACAAAUUGCGAUUUGUGUUCUUGAGCCUAUCGGCGACAGUGAACCCAAACCUAAGUUUAAUUUUUAGCCAAGGGGUCGAUUAUCGCAAUAACGCGCCUAAUCGUGUUAUACACUCCCCCUUUUUUUAUUGGCUACAUUCACCGUGAU